AUGGGAGCUGCCAACGCUGCCCGCGGCGCGAUGGAGCUGGAUCUUAUCUUCCCUCGUAAUGAGACUUAUGCUCCUACAGGAAUCUUUCCAGUCAUAAUCGCUAUCCAGAAUACCGAGCUAGCGCCAUUCCUGAAUCCGCAGAUGACCAUCGAAUUCCUCGACCUGGAUAGCCAGGUCCACAGCUACCCCACCUUUUAUGACCUGAGAUGGGCCAACUACUCCAGCAGCGACCCUUAUCGAGAGCUGAAAGUCUUCACCAGCUUCAACAAAGAGGGUAGGUGGAGGAUCGCAUGGCAAGUGAGAUGGAAUACCUGUACCGAGGACUCUCUUGCCUUCCUCGGCGGUGGUAUCACCGGCAAUGGGACGAGUCGCAUCACAAUGUUUACUAUCAACAAUUCCGGAAAAGUCGUGGAUCCUGUGCCCGCUACGACGAAUCAAAAUUGCACAAACAGCGAAGCGAUUGUUAUCAACGUAGACGAUACUCUGGCGGUCCCUGAUUUCAUCACCUGGGAGGAUUUUGAUGGAAAGACUUGUGCAUCUAUGGCAUCUACCACUCCAGCUCCAACUCCUUGCCAGGUCAAGUUCGACUCAGCCGCAGCUGCCGAUAUUUCCUCGUCUAUGACUUCUCUUCACUGCAAGCAGACGCGAGAGCCUGGGUCUUCUUGCCCCACUGAUGACAAGAGUGCGGCUCAGCAGCUUGUCGGUGUAGGAUUGGCGAGCUUAGCGGCCAUAUUCGGGGCUUUGGGUUACAUGAUAGUAUGA
Alternaria conjuncta is the source of this 762-nucleotide messenger RNA. RefSeq lists its product as uncharacterized. Lineage: Eukaryota; Fungi; Ascomycota; Dothideomycetes; Pleosporales; Pleosporaceae. The transcript has a single exon. The record is from RefSeq and is a predicted model, not a curated record. Bases 1 to 762 code for a protein of 253 amino acids.